CAUCCAUUCUGCUUGCCUUGUCGCAGGGCUGCCUUCCUCGUCUUUGAAUGUAGAGCCCAUUGGUGCCAUGCUAACGAGCAUAACGGCUGACUUGUGGUGGCUGUCUCCCCUGUUGUCCGUCUAGGGAUCUCUCCAACACCGGCACGGUCCAGAUGUCUGACAUCUUCGACGUUGACGAAUACGUUGGUCAGAACGGUGCAAACACGUCGGCCGAUCAGACCCUCUCUGGUGCCGGUGGUACCGGGGAAGAUCCUGUCUUCACGCCUACCCAGGACUCCUGGAUGGACGGUGUCGGGGAAGAUUCUGCCUUCAUGGAUCCCCAGGACUCCUGGAUGAACGGUGCCGCAGAAGAUACUGCCUCUAUGGCUCCUCAGAACUCCUGGAUGAACGGUGCCGCAGAANNNNCUGCCUCUAUGGCUCCUCAGAACUCCUGGAUGAACGGUGCUGCAGAAGCUUCUGUCCCUGCGAUGCCCCAGGGCUUCUGGACGAUCGGUGCCGCCCCCAACGUCGACGGUACCCUCCAGGUAGCCAAUGCCGCGCCAUCCGUGGCCGGAGUAGCCCAAGCACCCGCUCAUACCCACAUCAACUGGAACGCCAUGCCCCAGCUCGGCCAGAACGCUGGGAUCAACAGUGUCGUCCCCAACGUGAACGGUAACGUCCAGGUAGCCAAUGCCGCGCCAUCCGUGGCCGGAGUAGCCCAAGCACCCGCUCAUACCCACAUCAACUGGAACGCCAUGCUCCAGCUCGGCCAGAACGCUGGGAUCAACGGUGCCGCCUUGGAGACGAGCAACAACUUCCAGCCAGCCAAUCUUGGGCUACCCUUGAACGCACAGUCGUGCCAUCAGGUGGAUGCCAUGCUCGCAAACCACCGGACUUCUGGGCGUGAGGCCGUUGGCCCUGAGGCACAGCCCAACCAGCUUCCUAGCAGCCUGUCCGCAGCUACCAACGCAGCUUUCGACCGGUGCCCUACACUCAAUCCUUCAGCACCCAGUCAGAAGACCCGCAACUCCAGUGCCAAUGUUAACGCCUUCGUGUCCAUCUUUGCUCAGAAUGGCAACAGUGUCUCGUUGAGGCAGAGCCCGAACAUGGACAUUCCAGAAAGUGCUCCCGCCGCCUUGGAUCGAAUCGCUGAACAGAUUCCAGCCGACCAACAAGCUCUCAUUGCUGCCUUGUACAGAGAAUUUGCGGCUGCCAACCCUGUGCUUGAGGGCCCCGCAGCGGUGGACGGUGCUUCCGAUGCCGUGAACCCGGCACCUGUCAGCGUAUCCCCAAAUAGCGGCAGUGCCACCACUGGCAACACCACUCCCCCCUUAGCAGGUGCUCAGGGCCAGAAUGGUGCACAGCCUGCACAGGGCCAAAAACGUGCCAAGAAGACCUCCAGCCAAGCACAGAAGGACAAGAAAAAGCCUGCCACAAAGGCCUCUGCAUCCAAGAAGAGCCGUAUCGCCUGUUUCAACUGCAAGCGCCGCAAGACCAAGUGCGAUGAGGGCCAGCCUAGUUGCUCCUGCUGCGUAAAAGCUGGAAUCGAGUGCACUUACGCUGGAAUUGUUCGAAAGCGUGGCCGCGCCAAGAAGUCCAUCCUCGACGACAUGAAGAUUUGCCACAAGGAGAUCGCUGAGCUGGCAGGCAAAGAGGAGGAGCCCAGCUACUGGCAAAGCCUCAAAGAAGCCCAGGAGAAACUCGCAGAGCUGAAGAAGGAGCUUGAAAACAGUACAGGCAGCGAGCCUGCACCCUCUCCCGCCCCCGAAUCUCAGGAGGGCGAGGGCAAGGGCAAGAAGAAGGCCUAAGUGCCCACCUGAGUCCGGGCAUGGUGUGGACUUCGAAGACGUCUGCCACUGGCCCUCGUGGAUCGUAUGCUGCUUUCGAAUCGUGGCCGUGUUCCCGAUGUCAGAUGUGCUGCAUCUCUUCCGUAGUCGUGUCCAGUGUACAGCCAGUUUCGUCUAUGCUCCCAUCCAGCUUCGUCUAUGCCCUCAUCCACCUUGUUUUAUGCCCCUCAUGUUGUUUCGUACCUCAUCACUCCUGCGCUCUGAAGUCAUCGCAGCGAGCCUUAGACUUGUUUUACUUGUAACAUUAGUACUCUCUAGAUCCAUUGUUUCACUUGUAACGUUAGUACUCUCUAGAUCCAUUGCUUCAGCAUGGACAGCCAUCUAUCAAUAUGACAAAAUAUCCAACCAUUAAUGGAUUGAACGG
Microstroma glucosiphilum is the source of this 2190-nucleotide messenger RNA. RefSeq lists its product as hypothetical. The record is from RefSeq and is a predicted model, not a curated record. Gene Ontology annotation, biological process: regulation of DNA-templated transcription. The coding region runs from base 153 to 1787 and encodes 544 amino acids. The transcript has 2 exons. Lineage: Eukaryota; Fungi; Basidiomycota; Exobasidiomycetes; Microstromatales; Microstromataceae. Gene Ontology annotation, molecular function: zinc ion binding; DNA-binding transcription factor activity, RNA polymerase II-specific.